Molecule: messenger RNA, 5283 nt
Organism: Rhinopithecus roxellana (golden snub-nosed monkey)
Lineage: Eukaryota; Metazoa; Chordata; Mammalia; Primates; Cercopithecidae
Gene: TMEM94
Product: transmembrane protein 94
Exons: 31
Coding region: 267-4550 (1427 amino acids)
Source: RefSeq, a predicted model, not a curated record
AGCUCUCUGCCAGGCGCCUCUGUUGUCCGGAACGGAGGCAAGCCCCCUUAGAGUUGCCAGUAACAGACAUGGCUGCGGCCCCCGGAGGAGGGGACGUGAAGUGAGGAGGGGGCUGGGAGGGGAGAGGACGCGGGCGAGCAAGACCGGCCCCGUGGCCCCGAUGUUGGGACCGUGACAGACUCACCGGGGUUUGUACAUGCUGAGGAGGAGACUUCCUUUUGGGGGUGACCACAUUCAUCUGGGCAUGCCUGCAGCACUCUUGGCCCAUGGACCUGAAGGAGAAGCACCUGGGCGAGCCUCCCUCGGCCCUGGGCCUGUCCACGCGGAAGGCCCUCAGCGUCCUGAAGGAGCAGCUGGAGGCAGUGCUGGAAGGACAUCUCAGGGAGCGGAAGAAGUGUCUGACCUGGAAGGAGGUGUGGAGAAGCAGCUUCCUCCACCACAGUAACCGCUGCUCCUGCUUCCACUGGCCGGGGGCCUCACUCAUGCUACUGGCUGUGCUGCUGCUGCUGGGCUGCUGUGGGGGCCAGCCGGCUGGGAGGUAUGCACCCAGAGGCUGCUCCCCAACCUUUCCAGCUGUGCUGUCCGUCCUGCUGCAACACCUGGGACGGCCAGGGCUCCAAGGGGGGCUGUCACCCCCAAGCUGCUCCUGCCGUGGGGUGGGGCUGGUGAACGCCUCGGCCUUGUUCCUGUUACUGCUUCUCAAUCUUGUGCUCAUUGGGCGGCAAGACCGGCUGAAGCGUCGGGAGGUAGAGCGGAGGCUGCGAGGGAUCAUUGACCAAAUCCAAGAUGCCCUCAGGGAUGGCAGGGAGAUCCAGUGGCCCAGUGCCAUGUAUCCAGACCUCCACAUGCCCUUUGCACCAUCCUGGUCCCUGCACUGGGCCUACAGAGACGGACACCUGGUCAACCUGCCAGUCAGCCUGCUGGUUGAAGGAGACAUCAUAGCUUUGAGGCCUGGCCAGGAAUCGUUUGCUUCUCUGAGGGGGAUCAAGGAUGAUGAGCACAUUGUCCUGGAGCCGGGAGACCUCUUCCCCCCCUUCUCCCCUCCACCCUCACCCCGGGGAGAAGUGGAGAGAGGGCCACAGAGCCCCCAGCAGCACCGGCUUUUCCGUGUCCUUGAGACCCCUGUGAUUGACAACAUCAGGUGGUGCCUGGACAUGGCCCUGUCCCGACCAGUCACUGCCCUGGACAAUGAGCGGUUCACAGUGCAGUCGGUGAUGCUACAUUAUGCUGUGCCUGUGGUCCUGGCCGGCUUCCUCAUCACCAAUGCCCUGCGCUUCAUCUUCAGUGCCCCGGGGGUCACUUCCUGGCAGUACACCCUCCUGCAGCUCCAGGUGAAUGGCGUCCUGCCCAUCCUCCCCCUGCUCUUUCCAGUCCUCUGGGUUCUGGCAACCGCUUGUGGAGAGGCCCGUGUCCUGGCCCAGAUGAGCAAGGCCUCACCCAGCUCCCUGCUGGCUAAGUUCUCAGAGGACACUCUCAGCAGCUAUACGGAGGCUGUCUCCUCUCAGGAAAUGCUGCGCUGCAUUUGGGGCCACUUCCUGAGGGUGCUCCGGGGGACAUCACCAACGCUGAGCCACAGUUCCAGCCUGCUGCACAGCCUGGGCUCCGUCACGGUCCUAUGCUGUGUGGACAAACAGGGGAUCCUGUCAUGGCCAAAUCCCAGCCCAGAGACUGUACUGUUCUUCAGCGGGAAGGUGGAGCCCCCUCACAGCAGCCAUGAGGACCUCACCGAUGGCCUAUCCACCCGCUCCUUCUGCCAUCCUGAGGUAGAGGAGGAGCCCCAUGAACGAGACGCCCUUCUGGCUGGCUCCCUGAACAACACUCUGCACCUUUCCAGCGAGCAGGAACGUGGUGACUGGCCUGGCGAGGCUCCCAAGCCCCCCGAGCCCUACUCACACCACAAAGCGCACGGCCGCAGCAAACACCCAUCUGGCUCCAACGUGAGCUUCAGCAGGGACACCGAGGGUGGCGAAGAAGAGCCCAGCAAGACCCAGCCCGGGAUGGAGAGCGACCCCUACGAAGCAGAGGACUUUGUGUGUGACUACCACCUGGAGAUGCUGAGCCUGUCCCAGGACCAGCAGAACCCCUCCUGCAUCCAGUUUGAUGACUCCAACUGGCAGCUGCACCUCACCUCCCUCAAACCCCUGGGCCUCAAUGUGCUGCUGAAUCUGUGUAAUGCCAGCGUCACCGAGCGCCUGUGCCGAUUCUCCGACCACCUGUGCAACAUCGCCCUGCAAGAGAGCCACAGUGCCGUGCUGCCCGUGCAUGUGCCCUGGGGCCUCUGCGAGCUUGCCCGCCUCAUUGGCUUCACUCCUGGGGCCAAGGAGCUCUUCAAGCAGGAGAACCACCUGGCGCUGUACCGCCUCCCCAGUGCCGAGACAAUGAAGGAGACAUCACUGGGGCGGCUCUCCUGUGUCACCAAGCGGCGGCCUCCCCUCAGCCACAUGAUCAGCCUCUUCAUUAAAGACACCACCACCAGCACAGAGCAGAUGCUGUCCCAUGGCACCGCUGAUGUGGUCUUAGAAGCCUGCACAGACUUCUGGGACGGAGCUGACAUCUACCCUCUCUCGGGAUCUGACAGAAAGAAAGUGCUAGACUUCUACCAGCGAGCCUGCCUGUCUGGGUAUUGCUCUGCCUUCGCCUACAAGCCCAUGAACUGCGCCCUGUCCUCUCAGCUCAAUGGCAAGUGCAUCGAGCUGGUACAGGUGCCUGGCCAAAGCAGCAUCUUCACCAUGUGCGAGCUGCCCAGCACCAUUCCCAUCAAGCAGAACGCCCGCCGCAGCAGCUGGAGCUCUGACGAAGGGAUCGGGGAGGUGCUGGAGAAGGAAGACUGCAUGCAGGCCCUGAGCGGCCAGAUCUUCAUGGGCAUGGUGUCCUCCCAGUACCAGGCCCGGCUGGACAUCGUACGCCUCAUCGACGGGCUCGUCAACGCCUGCAUCCGCUUCGUCUACUUCUCUUUGGAGGAUGAGCUCAAAAGCAAGGUGUUUGCAGAAAAAAUGGGCCUGGAGACGGGCUGGAACUGCCACAUCUCCCUCACACCCAAUGGUGACAUGCCUGGCUCCGAGAUCCCCCCCUCCAGCCCGAGCCACGCAGGCUCCCUACACGAUGACCUGAAUCAGGUGUCCCGAGACGAUGCAGAAGGGCUCCUCCUCAUGGAGGAGGAGGGCCACUCGGACCUCAUCAGCUUCCAGCCUACGGACAGCGACAUCCCCAGCUUCCUGGAGGACUCCAACCGGGCUAAGCUGCCCCGGGGUAUCCACCAAGUGCGGCCCCACCUGCAGAACAUUGACAACGUGCCCCUGCUAGUGCCCCUCUUCACCGACUGCACCCCGGAGACCAUGUGUGAGAUGAUAAAGAUCAUGCAAGAGUACGGGGAGGUGACCUGCUGCCUGGGCAGCUCUGCCAACCUGCGGAACAGCUGCCUCUUCCUCCAGAGUGACAUCAGCAUUGCCCUGGAUCCCCUGUACCCGUCCCGUUGCUCCUGGGAGACCUUUGGCUAUGCCACCAGCACCAGCAUGGCCCAGGCCUCGGAUGGCCUUUCUCCCCUGCAGCUGUCAGGGCAGCUCAACAGCCUGCCCUGCUCCCUGACCUUUCGCCAGGAGGAGACCAUCAGCAUCAUCCGGCUUAUCGAACAGGCUCGGCACGCCACCUAUGGCAUCCGUAAGUGCUUCCUCUUCCUGCUGCAGUGUCAGCUGACUCUCGUGGUCAUCCAGUUCCUUUCUUGCCUGGUCCAGCUGCCGCCACUCCUGAGUACCACUGACAUCCUGUGGCUGUCCUGCUUUUGCUACCCUCUGCUCAGCAUCUCUCUGCUGGGGAAGCCCCCCCAUAGCUCCAUCAUGUCUAUGGCAACAGGGAAAAACCUCCAGUCCAUUCCCAAGAAGACCCAGCACUACUUCCUGCUCUGCUUCCUGCUCAAGUUCAGCCUCACCAUCAGCUCGUGCCUCAUCUGCUUUGGCUUCACACUGCAGAGCUUCUGUGACAGCUCCCGGGCCGGCAACCUCACCAACUGCUCCUCCAUCAUGCUGCCCAGCAACGACGACAGGGCUCCAGCCUGGUUUGAGGACUUUGCCAACGGACUGCUGUCGGCUCAGAAGCUCACGGCCGCCCUGAUUGUUCUGCACACUGGUGAGAGGGCUCCCUGGGAGGGUGCAGAUGAUGGUGGGAGAGGAGCCCCACUGUGGAAUUCUGACCCCCACAUCGCCCCACUUUCCCCAGUCUUCAUUUCCAUCACCCAUGUGCAUCGCACCAAGCCCCUGUGGAGAAAGAGCCCCUUGACCAACCUCUGGUGGGCCGUGACAGUGCCUGUGGUGCUGCUGGGUCAGGUGGUCCAGACGGCCGUGGACCUGCAGCUGUGGACGCACAGGGACAGCCAUGUCCACUUUGGCCUGGAGGACGUGCCCUUGCUGACAUGGCUCCUGGGCUGCCUGUCCCUGGUCCUUGUGGUGGUGACCAAUGAGAUCGUGAAGCUACAUGAGAUUCGGGUCCGAGUCCGCUACCAGAAGCGACAGAAGCUGCAGUUUGAAACUAAGCUGGGCAUGAACUCUCCCUUCUGAGCCACUGGCUAUGGCAGCCGUAGUUGCCCCCAUCCCAGGGGCUAAAGCCAGACCCAUUUCUGAACAGGGAAGUUGGUAUCAUGAAUGUUUCCGGGUUUGCUCCUGCACCCGUGGCACUGGAAGCCCAGCUCCCCGUGUCAGACCCCGCUGUCUUCCUGGGCCCUGGGGCUCACUGUGGAGGAGCUGACGGCCUGGGCCCUUGGCCAGUCCUGGCUCUUCUCUGGGCCUCACCAGGGACACUCUUGAAUGUAUGGCCUCAGGCGCUCCCUAGAGGGGCCCUCAACCCCCUCGCCUGUGGGCUGCCCCCUUGGGGAUCCCUUGCCCCCCAGUGCCUCUGCUUGUGGGUCCCUGGACAUGGCCUUGAAGCGAACCUUCUUUGGAGAAGCAACAGCAGCAGCCUUGGCCAACAUGUCCAACUCCCAAGGCUGCCGUGGAGGGCAGGGUGGUGGUGCUUGCCUGGAUGUGGCCUCGAGUGCCUCCCCUCCCUCCCUCUGCGGGGGAGUCUCCCGCCUGAACCUGAAGAUGGAGCAGGGCCCCGCUUCGCCCUGGAGCCUCUUCCUGUGCCUGGCUCAAGCUGGCUGUCUGUCAGUCUCGGGGAAUCUGGCCCAGGUCUCCUCAGCCUCUGCCCCAGUUCUGGGAGAAGUUUCUACUGGUGUAUAUUUUUUACUGGAAAUGAGCCUUUUAGGAAUGAAUGUAGACUGGUUUGUAUUAAAAUGUGUCAAUUGCUAAGAAA